Molecule: messenger RNA, 702 nt
Organism: Pipistrellus kuhlii (Kuhl's pipistrelle)
Lineage: Eukaryota; Metazoa; Chordata; Mammalia; Chiroptera; Vespertilionidae
Gene: IL17F
Product: interleukin 17F
Exons: 3
Coding region: 149-697 (182 amino acids)
Biological process (GO): inflammatory response
Cellular component (GO): extracellular region
Molecular function (GO): cytokine activity
Source: RefSeq, a predicted model, not a curated record
AAUAGGAAAAAAACAAACAAACCCAAAUUCGUCAGUCACUCUGGGGUAACCACAUCUUAAGACUGUAAGCGGGUCAAUCAAAACAAGGACACUGAUUGCUAUAAAAUCGACAGGUACUCUCAUUAACACACACAGGCACAUACAGGGCAUGCACAGAAAGAGCUUACUGCACGAAGCAGGCAACCAGAGCAAAACGACAAUGACCACCCGACAUCCCGCUGCCAUGGUCAAGUGUCUGCUGCUGUUGAUGUUGGGGCUCGCUCUCCUGAGGGAGGGGGCAGCUCAGAAAACCCCCGAAGCAGAGGAUACUGCCCUUUGUCCUCCUCUGGAGGAUAACAGUGUGAGGCUUGACAUUCGCAUCUUCAGUCAAAACCAGGCUGUUACCAUCUCACAUGACUUCCAGAACCGCUCCAGCUCCCCCUGGGAUUACAACAUCACCAGGGACCCUCACCAGUUCCCCUCCGAGAUUGCAGAGGCCCAGUGCAGGCACUCGGGCUGCAUCAAUGCCGAGGGGAAGGAAGAUAGCUCUCUGAACUCCAUUCCCAUCCAGCAAGAGGUCCUGGUCCUCCGGAGGGAGCCCCAGGGAUGCACUCACUCCUUCCGGCUGGAGAAGAAGAUGGUGACUGUUGGCUGCACCUGCGUCACCCCCAUCGUCCGCCAUGUUCGUGACCUGAGAGUUGCCCCUCAACUUAGCUGAAGAAG